Nanorana parkeri is the source of this 1209-nucleotide messenger RNA. RefSeq names its product adenosine deaminase, tRNA specific 3 (gene ADAT3). Lineage: Eukaryota; Metazoa; Chordata; Amphibia; Anura; Dicroglossidae. The transcript has a single exon. Gene Ontology annotation, cellular component: cytoplasm; nucleus. The record is from RefSeq and is a predicted model, not a curated record. Gene Ontology annotation, molecular function: tRNA-specific adenosine-34 deaminase activity. Bases 12 to 1196 code for a protein of 394 amino acids.
UUGUUACUUUCAUGGCCCCAUCUUCAGAUGACAAGGUCCAUUCUUCUUCAUGGUCACUUACUCCAGUGCUUUCCCCAGAAGAAGAAGAAGAACUUAAGGAGUAUGAGUCAGGAAACAUCAGCCCACCACUGUGCCUGUAUUUUGCUGCUCGAAUUAUAGACAAAAGGCAAAUUUCUCGGUUGUCCCAGGUGCUUUCUUUGGAAUACCCUCUUCCAGAUGGCAUGAAACACCUGAAGAGAGUUCGGGCUCAGCUGCCUCAUCUUGAGAUCCUGCUUUGUCCUGCCACAGUAGAGGGGAAGAUUAACUUUUCGAAAGAUGGCACUGCCAACCGUGCUGAAAACAAUGAGGCUUGCCGCUCAGAAAUUAAUGUAAAGGCUGGUGACACAACUCAGGUGCCUUCACUUACAGAAAUUUUCAAAGAUGGCCCCAUCGAAUUAAGUGGUUUGGGGGAACCGUUUGUGGUUUCAGUCCCAUUGCGUGCAGCAAGGAAUCGUAAGGAGCAGCAAGUCUGGGCAGGUAUUUGGCCUAGCACUUACCAUGCAAAGCCUAAGACAGUGAACCUGGAAGAAGCCUGUCAUGGAGGAGGAGUGCCUGAUGAGGAAAAGUUAAGAAUUGGUGGUCACAUGCGCAGGGCUGUGGAAGCUGCACAGUGGAACCAGGCUAGAGGAGGGAAAGGUAUUGGCGCUGUUGUGGUAGACCAGGAAAGUGGGAACGUUUUGGCAGUAGGGACUGAUCAAACUGGAGAAAAGGGAGGGCCGCUGCUUCAUGCUUGCAUGGUGGCAAUAGACAUGGUGGCCCGCCAACAAGGAGGAGGUGCGUAUGAAUGUCUUGUUGGACUGGAAAUUGAGCAACAAAUCAAAAAGUACAAUGUAACCACAAAGGCUGGGGAGCAAAUGGGGGAUGAGAGGGAGAACAGGAAGCGUACAAAAGAAAACACUGGACAUUGUAAUGGAGAGUUGCCAUACUUAUGUACUGGGUAUGAAAUAUACGUGACACAUGAACCUUGUAUCAUGUGUUCCAUGGCGCUUCUCCAUUCUCGUGUGUCCUGCGUGUACUAUGGAUGUCGCUCCCCUGGAGGUGCACUGGGAGCUUUCUACAGACUUCACUGCAGCCCUGGCCUUAACCACAAGUUCCUUGUUUUCCGAGGGGUGAUGGAAAAUGAGUGCCAAGCUCUGGUUUCUGGGGCAGAAAUAUGAACUUUAUCUUCUC